AGCACAAACAUCAACACUGACCUUUUUCACACAAUCAACAUCGCAUUAAGAUCGACAUGUCACUCAGCUCUCUCAUCCAAUACCUGGCCGACUUUGUAGCUUACAGCUGGAACUGCCAUCAAUGCGGUAACGACAAUGUCGCAAACGACCACCCUGCCCAAUGCACAUCGUGUGCGCAUUUCCAUUGCUGGAAGUGCGAGAAUAUCAUCCACUAAAUGUGAUCGAGCAUGAAAUACCCGCUCGAAGUGAUGCAACUGGCGACUGAAGAUUUCGGAAUUUGAUACUGGU
This is a messenger RNA of Alternaria alternata, 288 nucleotides long. RefSeq lists its product as hypothetical. The coding region runs from base 57 to 215 and encodes 52 amino acids. The transcript has a single exon. NCBI's taxonomy places the organism in Eukaryota, Fungi, Ascomycota, Dothideomycetes, Pleosporales, Pleosporaceae. The record is from RefSeq and is a predicted model, not a curated record.